CAGUUGUCUUCACUGAACUUUAACCCCCGGAACGCUUCCUGUUUGCUACGCUAGCAAAACAGGCCGGUGACCAAACUUCUAAAGUGGCAUAAUUUUGCUCGAAAAAUGUAUGUAAUGAGUAAUAAUCAAAGGUGUGGUAUAACGCGGGUAAUUUGAACAACUUAUGGGGUAAGUUUAAUGAGUUGAAGGUUAACUUAUUUAUAUAACGUGGUCCCUACACACCGGAGCUCUUGUAGAAAGAGCUCAGCAGCGCAUGCACUUUUUGCGUCGGAUAAAAAUAGCACAGCUCCCUCCCCCCAUUCUCAGCACAUUCUACAGAAGCAUUAUAGAAAGCCUGCUGAGCAACAGCAUCUCUGUCUGGACUGGAGCCUGCAAUGCCUCAGACUGGAAGUCUCUCCAGAGAGUGAUGAGGACGGCGGAAAAGAUUAUCAGGACUCCUCUUCCUCCUACCCAGGAGCUCGCAAAAAGCCGCUGCCUGACCAGGACUCAAAAAAUCUGCAAAGACUCCUCCCACGCCAACCAAGGACUGUUUUCACUGUUGGACUCUCGAAAGAGGUUCCGCAGCCUCCGAUGCAGAACCUCCAGGUUCUGUAACAGCUUCUUCCCUCAGGUCGUAAGACUCUUGAACACAUCAUCAUUACAUUAUCCCCUCAACUCCCCCCAAAAUGAAUUAACUCGCUGGAAUAAAAAAGACAAUAUAACAUACAUCCAUAAACAUGGAUGCAUAUGCAAAAGUGCAAUAUAUUUAUUUGUACAGUAAUCUAUUUAUUUAUACCUGGACCUUAUUGCUUUUUUUUUUAUCUUGCACUACCAAGAGCUAAUGCAACAACAUGUCAUUCUUAUUUGUACUGUAUAGUUAAAUUUUGAAUGACAAUUAAAAGGAAGUCUAAGUCUAAAACCGUGCCGAGCUAAUGCGGUAUUUGACAUUAAUUGUGUAAAGCUAUAGACAAUAAUUACAAUCAAACUGACCAAAGUAUAACUGUUAAAACAUUGCUUUGUCGUUCGGCCAGCUUCUUAGUAAAAUCUUCAAACCAUGGCUGGGAUGUUGCAGAGGACACUGAGGCUGAGGACUGCCGCUGCCCUGAAGCCCUUGAGCAAACACUUCAUCCAGUCCUCCACACAUGGCUCUCAGUUCUCCACCGGCCUGGGUCGAAGGCUUCACGGCGGGGGCGAUGUGGCCAACAAGUCCCCUGCUGCAGCUCCAGAGAGGCGACCUUUCUCCAGGGUGAAUCAAGAGGAUUUGGACUACUUCAGAAAAAUUCUACCUGGCAGAACUAUCACCGACCCCGAUUUGUUGGAGUCCUGCAACGUGGACUGGCUCAAGUCUGUGAAAGGUUCCAGUGAAUUGCUGCUGAGGCCUCAGUCAACAGAGGAAGUCUCUCAAAUUCUCAGCUACUGUAACCGUCGUAACCUGGCGGUGAACACGCAAGGAGGCAACACCGGGCUGGUCGGCGGCAGCGUUCCCGUUUACGACGAGAUCAUUCUGUCCACCGCCCUUAUGAACAACAUCCAGGGCUUUGACCCUGUCUCUGGGGUUCUGACGUGCCAGGCGGGUUGUGUUCUGGAGAACCUGUCGCUCUACCUGGAGCAGCGAGACCACAUCAUGCCUCUGGACCUGGGUGCCAAAGGCAGCUGCCAUAUCGGCGGCAACGUUGCCACCAACGCCGAUGUUUCAUUCCGAUGCUCCGUGGCUGUGAUGGUCCAGGUGUUGGCAGACGGGCAGGUCCUGGACUGCCUGGCCACUCUGAGGAAGGACAACACAGGAUACGACCUCAAACAGCUCUUCAUCGGCUCUGAGGGAACGCUGGGGGUCAUCACGGCGGUCUCUGUCCUUUGUCCUCGCAAACCCAAUUCUGUCAAUGUGCUUUUUUUGGGAUGUGAAACGUUUGAGGAUCUCCUGAAAACUUUUCAACUGUGCAAAGGCAUGCUGGGAGAAAUUCUGUCCGCUUUUGAGUUCUUGGACAGUGAAUGCAUGAGGCUGCUCAAUUCCCAUCUGAAACUGGAUAAUCCCAUCUCUGACUGUCCGUUCUACAUCGUCAUAGAAACGUCUGGAUCUGACGCGAGGCACGACGAGGAGAAACUGCACAACUUUUUGGAAGAGGCCAUGACCUCAUCACUGGUCACUGACGGGACAGUGGCCACAGAGGACUCCAAAACCAAGGCUUUAUGGUCGAUGCGCGAACGCGUCACAGAGGCUCUGACUCACGAUGGCUUCACAUACAAGUAUGACGUCUCGCUUCCCGUGGAGAAGAUCUACCAGCUGGUGACUGACAUGAGGGUGCACCUAGGGGGGCGAGCCAAAAGCGUGGUGGGAUACGGACACGUAGGAGACGGCAACCUCCACUUGAACAUCACCUCUCCCGCUCAAGACCCCGCCCUCCUGGCCGCCAUCGAGCCCUUCGUCUAUGAGUGGACGUCCGGCUGCCAGGGCAGCGUCAGCGCCGAGCACGGACUGGGCUUGAAGAAAAGGAACUACGUCUACUACAGCAAAUCCAGCCGGGCCGUCGCCUUGAUGGCCGUCAUUAAGGCUACGCUGGACCCCAAAGGCAUCCUCAACCCGUACAAGACUUUACCAGACCACCUGCGGUGACUCGGGAAGUCCUUCAAGGAAAAUGAAGGUACAGUAAUGUGAAGACAACUUCAUCUUUUGUGCACAGAGGUGAUAACGACACGGAAAUUGGAAAUAAAAAUUGGAGUAUGUUUUAAAGAACAGUGACCAGUAGUAGAACUUAACUGUAGAGCUUACUAGCAGUUGGUAUCGUAAAUCACGGACUAUAAGCCACUACUUUUUUCCAAUGCUUUGAACCCUGCGGCUUAUAAAACGGUGCAGCCAGUUUUAGAUUUUUCUUUGCUAAUGGCCGUAAUGCAAAUAGUUUGUUAGUGUGUUAUUGUUUGUGCUAUGGCAAAAUCUUGUAAACAAGUUUGCUCACUUGGGGUGUGUGUGUGUGUGUGUGUGUAUUUAUAUGUGUAUAUAUAUAUAUAUAUAUAUGUGUGUGUAUAUAUAUAUAUGUAUAUAUAUAUAUAUGUAUGUAUAUAUAUAUGUAUAUGUGUAUAUGUACAUAUAUAUAUUAGGGCUGUGAAUCUUUGGGUGUCCCACGAUUCGAUUCAAUAUCGAUUCUUGGAUCACAAUUCGAUAAUAUAUGGAUUUUUUUCAAUUCGAUUCGAUUCUCGAUUCAAAAACGAUAUUUUUCCUAUUCAAAAGGAUUCUGUAUUCAUUCAAUACAUAGGAUUUCAGCAGGAUCUACCCCAGUCUGCUGACAUGCUAGCAGAGUAGCAGAUUUAAAAAAAAAAAAAAAAGCUUUUAUAAUUGUAAAGGACAAUGUUUUAUCAACUGAUUGCAAUAAUGUAAAUGUGUUUUAACUAUUAAACGAACCAAAAAUAUGAGUUAUUUUAUCUUUGUGAAAACAUUGUACACAGUGUGUUGUCAAGCUUAUGAGAUGCCAUGCAAGUGUAAGCCACUGUGACACUAUUGUUCUUUUUUUAUUUUUUAUAAAUGUCUAAUGAUAAUGUCAAUGAGGGAUUUUUAAUCACUGCUAUGCUGAAAUUAUAACUAAUAUUGAUACUGUUGUUGAUAAUAUUAAUUUUUGUUUAACUACUUUUGGUUUGUUCUGUGUCGUGUUUGUGUCUCCUCUCAAUUGCUCUGUUUAUUGCAGUUCUGAGUGUUGCUGGGUCAGGUUUGCUUUUGGAAUUGGAUUGCAUUGUUAUGGUAUAUAUGAUAUAUAAAUAUCCGUUCGGCCACCGUGUUCAAUGGAGAAGUCUGAUCUACAAAAUUUGCAGGCAGGAAGCAUAUCCCUUCCCUUUCGAGCUGUCCUGGAUGAACUGAAAUUAUUCUUUCCAAUCAUUUUGGAACUUGCAAGCGUGCUUCUUCUUCUUUACUCAUCGCGGCCAUGUCUCUUCUUUGUUCCUCUGCUACGUCUCUGUUAUGUUUUUGGACAUUACUACUUGCCGUAGUUUUGAAGCAAUGCAUGACGGGAAUCCGGAUGUUGUGUUAACAUGUCGGCUGGAAUAAACACACGCUGAGAAAUA
This is a messenger RNA of Nerophis ophidion (straightnose pipefish), 4026 nucleotides long. It is a transcript of the gene d2hgdh, whose product is annotated as D-2-hydroxyglutarate dehydrogenase. NCBI's taxonomy places the organism in Eukaryota, Metazoa, Chordata, Actinopteri, Syngnathiformes, Syngnathidae. The coding region runs from base 1034 to 2590 and encodes 518 amino acids. The record is from RefSeq and is a predicted model, not a curated record. The transcript has 9 exons. Gene Ontology annotation, molecular function: FAD binding; catalytic activity. Gene Ontology annotation, cellular component: mitochondrion.